GGGAUGUUGUAUUACGCUAAUCCCUGAUCGCAACUACCCCACAACAGCUUGAAGCUUCAAAAUAAUUUACACUUCGUAGGUGUGUAUAUACCUUCAUUUCUCAACUUCUGCAUUUCAAUUUCUUCCCAACAACAACACAAACUUCACACUAGGCUUUUGUUAUUUUCUUCUAUUGAUAGCUAAACCAUCUCAAAUCAACAAUGCUGCCUUCAAUUAGAGCAGUAUCUCUGCUCAGUCUCCCUUCAUCUUUGCGACCAUUCCUCCUGUCACGGCUUUACACAACACACACUGGCUUAGGUACCACAAGUUCCUCAUCACAACCAAAAAGAAAGGCCGUCACUACCUUCAACGAUGAUGGCAGAGUUCCUUGGCGCGACUUAUCGCGGCGUGAAAAGGUUGCCAGAACAACGCAACAAACGUUUAACCUUGGUACUGUCCUCAUCGGCACAGUAUUGACGGGAGGCGUCAUCUAUCUUCUCUACACAGAAGUAUUUGCGCCCGAGAGUAAAACCAACCAAUUCAUCAGGGCCGCCGAUCAAGUUAAGAAGGACCCGCGAUGUAUAGAAAUACUGGGUGAUGGAAAGAAGAUAAGAGCAUAUGGCGAGCCAACAGCGAGCAAAUGGGCAAGGGCUGGUCCUAUUGCAUCCAACAUUUCGAAGGAUCGUAGAGGGGUGGAACAUCUGGUUAUGCAUUUCAACGUCGAGGGUCCGCUCAAUCAAGGUGUGGUGAACCUACACAUGGUCAAGCGACCGUCUGAGAGUGAAUUCGCAUACAAGUACUUAUUCUUGGACGUGAAAGGGCAUCAAAGAAUAUACCUUCAGAACGCAAAUUCAACAAAUAAUGGGCCGGGGAAAAGUAAAUUCUUGGGGGUCACUUGGCGAUGAUGUAAACAUCCGGUUCAAAUUGGGACAUUGAGAACAUUGUUGGGCCGGGAUGAGGUGGUGUUUAACAUUUACCAUUUAAACAACUGGGAAAAAAAUGGGUGGAUUAUAAAGGGUUACUUAGCAAUGAUUUGAAUAUCCUUUUCAAACAGGGACAUUCAAACGUUCUUGGGCUGGAAUGAGGUGCACUGGUUAAUACCAAUUCUAAAUUCCUUCAAAUUUACAUGUUAAUCAUCAUCUAGAGCUUCAAGCUUGUAACGUGGUUUAUCAGCAUGUGCACCAUAUCAGCAUGUGCACCACUUUUACCUCAAUUACCC
Molecule: messenger RNA, 1198 nt
Organism: Botrytis sinoallii
Lineage: Eukaryota; Fungi; Ascomycota; Leotiomycetes; Helotiales; Sclerotiniaceae
Exons: 3
Coding region: 201-884 (227 amino acids)
Biological process (GO): protein import into mitochondrial matrix
Cellular component (GO): TIM23 mitochondrial import inner membrane translocase complex
Source: RefSeq, a predicted model, not a curated record